CAACAUGGAUGAACAAAAAGAUUAAACUGAAAAUUAUUCCAUUUCCGCUGAGCCGUUGCUUUAUAAAACGCCGCGGGAGCCAAUCUUUCGAAAAGUUGAAACUAACUUGGAACUUGAAAGAGUAAAGUGAAUUCGCGAAGUCAAGAUGAAUCAAGUUAUUCUGUGUCUUUUCGCCUCGGUGAUUGCCAUGCUGGUCGUGGGCUGUAAGUAUUUCCAAGCUGUAACUUAUAACUUUAUAGACAAACAACUGCAUCAGUUUUGACUUAUAGAAUGUGUUUGAUGUUAGAUGAAUGUUUCAUCUUUUUUUUCUGAGAAAAAAUCUGUGAACUGUGAAUCGUUUAUCGCCCCUGCGAUCUGUUAGCCUGUUUGAAGUCCUAGACCAUUUGUAAUCUGUACACUGUAUUCUUUUGUUUUUAGCGUCUGUAUGGUCGAUGGAGUGUGGAACUAGGGGCGAUGGAAGUAAGAGCUAUCGUUACAGCAAGGGAGAUGAAAGAAAUAAGGGCUAUCGUGGCAGUAAGGGCGAUGGAAGUGAGGGCAAUCAUGAGAGUAAGGGCGUUGGAAGAAUGGACUAUAAUGGCAGUAAGGGCGAUGGUUAUAGCAAGGGCGAUGAAAGUAAUAAGGGAUAUCGUUACAGUAAGGGCGGUGGAAGUGAGGGCAGUCAUAGCAAUAAAGGAAGUGAGGGCUAUGGUUACAGUAAGGGCGAUGAAAGUAAUAAGGGAUAUCGUUACAGUAAGGGCGGUGGAAGUGAGGGCAAUCAUAGCAAUAAAGGAAGUGAGGGCUAUGGUUACAGCAAGGGCGAUGAAAGUAAUAAGGGAUAUCGUUACAGUAAGGGCGGUGGAAGUGAUGGCAAUCAUAGCAAUAAAGGAAGUGAGGGCUAUGGUUACAGUAAGGGCGAUGAAAGUAAUAAGGGAUAUCGUUACAGUAAGGGCGGUGGAAGUGAUGGCAAUCAUAGCAAUAAAGGAAGUGAGGGCUAUGGUUAUAGCAAGGGCGAUGAAAGUAAUAAGGGAUAUCGUUACAGUAAGGGCGGUGGAAGUGAGGGCAAUCAUAGCAAUAAAGGAAGUGAGGGUUAUGGUUACAGCAAGGGCGAUGAAAGAAUGGGUUAUCGUUACAGUAAGGGCGAUGGAGGAGAGGAGUAUCGAAGCAGUAAUGGCGAUGAAAAUUGUAGAGAAGUCGAAAACAUUGGCACUGCAGUGUGGUGUGGUUCCUAUGAGCGACUUCAGGAAUGCAGCGCAACUGGUUUUGAUGAAUGCGAAGAGAGAAAGUCGUCGUCUGGUCUCAAAGGAUGUUUAAUAGACGACUGCACUGGAAAGAACGAUGACAAUUCGCCUGCGCCAAUGCGAACGAAAAUGGUCGCAACGUGCUGUAAAGUACCUCCCGAAGAGUUUAGCAUUUAUUAUUAACACGGAUAAACUGUAUGAGAAAGUCAACCGGCAUGAAAUUGAUACUGAUACUCGUUAAAAAGUAGUUUUAGUCGAGAAAUAAAACAUUAUUUCCAUUUUGCAUUAAUAUAUGUUGUCUUGUGUCGUGUUUUGCUUUCAUUCGUUCUUGAAAUCACGGAUUAAUCGAGGUAAAUUAAUUUAAAAGAUACAUUAUUUACCAUUCUACAUGAAGUAUUACAAAUUUAGGCACUCUGAUCGGCCUUGUGUAAAAAUUGUAAACAAAUAUGCUGAUUAGUUUAAAACAGAAUUCCACUUUGCUUGGUAGAAUUCAUUUCACUUUACAUUCCUCCUAUAGCUAUUCUGUCCAAACCUAGAGAAUACUUACUAAAUGCAUGCGAAUUGUAAAUAUUAUAAAGAUAUCGAACAUGCUAAUCUUCGAGGUUUCAGAGAGUGCGGAUUUUCUGUCGACGAGCACAGUUUUCUUUAGUUCGAGCUUCACGGUUUUCAGUAGAUUAGAGAACACCGCAGGAAAUGGUAUGUAUGAAAUUUCCACCCGAGAAUUAACCACUGGUUCCUAAUUGUGCAUUUCUGUAUUGCUAUAUAUCAAAGAGAAUACUAUUAAACAAGUUCAAAAAUGUUGAAACGCGAUCUUUUCUCCUGAAUACGCAUUCUGCAAUCUUUUGACAGCUGAUCGUACACAUCUGACGGCUGUGAAAUAGACAUUUGAGGCUUAAGUAUAUAUAGAGGUUUAUUAAUUCAGACGAUUCGUUUUUACCGUGUGCAAGCUUCAAAUCUUUAGUAUAAGUUAUAUUUUGUUAAGCAUUUAUAAAUUUUUUUGCUCCGACUAAGAAUUACCAAUUUCCGCAGUGUCGGAUUAGAGUCCUGGUUUUGAAAGCCCCGUUACACUACAGUCAAUUUAUUGGCACGGAACGGCUUAAAUUAUCACCCUUGCUUUCUCACUUUAGUCUUUAUCGUAAUGUCUCAUAUAUUCAACUGCCCUAUAUCUCACAUUUCUCCACUGAAGUCAAUAAUUAUUCGUAUAGACAGUUUAACGGGUACCCGUUUUAGCCAUGCGUUCGAAUAAAUUGACUG
Dendronephthya gigantea is the source of this 2471-nucleotide messenger RNA. Its product is annotated as keratin, type I cytoskeletal 9-like. Lineage: Eukaryota; Metazoa; Cnidaria; Anthozoa; Malacalcyonacea; Nephtheidae. The coding region runs from base 432 to 1400 and encodes 322 amino acids. The transcript is spliced from 2 exons. The record is from RefSeq and is a predicted model, not a curated record.